Zymoseptoria tritici IPO323 is the source of this 765-nucleotide messenger RNA. RefSeq lists its product as uncharacterized. The record is from RefSeq and is a predicted model, not a curated record. NCBI's taxonomy places the organism in Eukaryota, Fungi, Ascomycota, Dothideomycetes, Mycosphaerellales, Mycosphaerellaceae. Gene Ontology annotation, molecular function: acyltransferase activity, transferring groups other than amino-acyl groups. The transcript has a single exon. Bases 1 to 765 code for a protein of 254 amino acids.
AUGGCACCUCCAACUCUGUCAGAAAUCAAAACUCCCAGCGAGACGAUCCUCCGCUGGGCCACACGACAAGACAUCCCCGCCAUCGCCCAAGUCCUCCACGCCAACCUCCUCGAAUUCGAACUCCACGACCACUUCGCACGCGACCGAAAAGCCCGCUCCGAUGAAUUCUACGUCUUUGUACUCUAUCGCGUCCGGAGAUUCUUCGUCGCGCCACGAGUCCGAUACAUGGUCGCUGAACGCACAAAUGUCAGCACCUCUGGCGUUCACCAGACCGGACAGAUCGUCGGCUUCGCGGCCUGGGAUGCUCAAGGUGAUGACAAUCCCAUCGCCGUGGAAUGGUCACGCUUGAGUAGUGGAUGGAUGGCUUCAUUGGAACGAAGUCUCGUUCAGUGGGAACUGUUCCACCAUCGAUACUUUCAGAGCGAUGUCGUCAAUUAUGCGGAUCUGGAUCGAUGCAUUGAUUUGCUGCACGCGAGCUACGAGAGUCUCCCAUCUCUCAAGGCGAACAUGCACCUGCAGUUCUUGAUGGUCGAUCCCGCAUGGCAAAGAGGUCAUGGGAUCGGACAUCGACUAUUGCAAUGGGGUCUGGACGUGGCUGGCCAGUUGAAUCUCCCCGUGGUUCUGGAGUCGAGUCUCAUGGGCUACGAGUUCUAUCUUAAGCACGGCUUUCGAUGUCUCACCAAGGUUCACAUCAAUGUCAACCCGGAGAAGGCAUACGAUAUGCCCAUCGUCCUUUGGGAACCUCCUUCGCCGGUCGGACACUAG